Messenger RNA from Halichondria panicea, 1440 nucleotides. RefSeq names its product tubulin-folding cofactor B-like. The transcript has 9 exons. Gene Ontology annotation, biological process: tubulin complex assembly; cytoplasmic microtubule organization; post-chaperonin tubulin folding pathway. The coding region runs from base 118 to 846 and encodes 242 amino acids. Gene Ontology annotation, cellular component: microtubule plus-end; nucleus; cytoplasm. Gene Ontology annotation, molecular function: microtubule plus-end binding; alpha-tubulin binding. The record is from RefSeq and is a predicted model, not a curated record. Lineage: Eukaryota; Metazoa; Porifera; Demospongiae; Suberitida; Halichondriidae.
AACCUCUACAAUGUUCUUGAAAUUACACACCCACCUCCUAGAUCCUUAGCUAAAAUCACAGCUAUUAAAAUAGUAAAAGUUAUCUGGCUCUGUUGCUGCAAAGAUAAUCAGUGGAUUAUGGCCGUCAAUAUCAAUCCCUCCUAUAUCAAUCUGAAGAUAUCCAGUUCCUUGAGCAGCUUUGGCUCUGAGAAGAGGUACCCCAGCUCUGUACUCAUCGGAGAACUAAAGGGCAAGCUAGAGCUGGUGACUGGGGCUACGGCAAGCAUGAUGCAGCUGCAGUUGUUUGAUAAAGAUGGGAAGAUGAUAUGUGAAGUGGACAAUGAUGAAGCUACCCUGGAGUCAUAUCCUGUCAAAGACGGGUACAGAAUUCAUGUGAUUAACAAGGACCCUAGUCAAUUGGGACAGUUCGAAGAUACUUCCAGAGUUGAGAAGUAUGAAAUAUCUGAGGAUGAAUACAGUAAAAGAACAGACUCUGUACAAGCAUUCAAGAAACGCAUGAAGCUGGGUAGGUUUGCAGAUAAGGACCCAGCGGCCGAGGCCGAGGCAGCUGCUCAGCUGGAGGAGGAGAGACUUCUGGCCGAGAGUAUCGUUGUGGCAUCUCGUUGUGAGGUCUCUGUGGCUGGAGGAAUGGCAAGGAGGGGCACAGUUAUGUAUACUGGAAAGACCGAGUUCAAGUCAGGCUACUGGGUGGGAGUCAAGUAUGAUGAACCUGUGGGCAAGAAUGAUGGAAGUGUUGGAGAGAAGAGGUAUUUCACCUGUCCACCAAAGUAUGGUGGAUUCACUAAACCAAAGAAUGUGCAAAUAGGAGACUUUCCAGAGGAAAACUACAGUGACGAUGAAAUGUAGCUACUGCCUCCUAGGGCUAGGGUUCUGCUGCAUGUAUACCAUUUUUAUCUGCUGAUACUUAUUUAUUCUUGCUUUGAACGGCUCGUAAUCAAGUGGUUGGCGUGCCAAUUCGCAAUAAUUAGAAACGCAAUCACGCUUGUCAUUCGCAAUUGGGUCGAUGUUUUUAAUUACGGUAGCUUGUUUGUGGGCGUGGUGUCUUCUCUCUGGAAAGAAAAUAAACUAAAGAUAAUUCUUCUGUUCCUGUGUUUCAAGAGUCGUCAUGUUGAGUGGCUUUGUGAGUGGGGUGAAACGAACACUACCUUUCUUUAUGCCCCUGAGGUCCCUGUGUGUGUCAUUUGGCAUCACUGGCUACCUCAUCUACAAGUUACCCAUCUCAGCGGAGGCCAGGGCGAAGUCAAAGUUCCUCCACCCUGAGCUCGGACAUUAGACCACACCCACCAAGGACUAUGUAGCCUAUUUAUGUACUCUCGUGUUGGUCGUUAGAUGUCUGUACAAAUACGUUUGGCCAGUACAGUUGUUUGUAUCUUUUGUUUCUGCCUCACAAGAGAUUGUAAAUAUUGACCAAGUUGAUGAAACAAUAUAAUUAAUUAUUGA